Molecule: messenger RNA, 1912 nt
Organism: Drosophila bipectinata
Lineage: Eukaryota; Metazoa; Arthropoda; Insecta; Diptera; Drosophilidae
Product: carboxypeptidase B2
Biological process (GO): proteolysis
Molecular function (GO): zinc ion binding; metallocarboxypeptidase activity
Source: RefSeq, a predicted model, not a curated record
CACCAUGCACCUCCGCCUCUGCAAGUGGGCGUGGCUGCCCCUGAUCGCACUGCUAAUGGUCCGCCAGACCGUCGAGGGUGGGCGGAGCAGCCACCUCGAGCUGGGCCGGGCCGACAAUCCGCUAAUGAGGCUGCCCUUCUUCGGAGGCGGGGUGGGGCACCUGCUUCGGUACCUGCACCCGCUAGCGGUGGCACCGGGCACGCCCCCCCGCGGCCGCCUCUCGGAGCUGCGCAGCGAGCUGGACGCCAACUAUGUGAGCUACCGGGGCGCCCAGCUCUGGAAGCUGAACUUUAACUCUUCGCGCGCCUCGUCCAUGGUGGAGGAUCCGGAGGAGGAUCAGGAGGAGGAGCUGGCAGAGCAGGCGCCAUCUUCCUCGCCAGAUGAGCAGUUCAACGAGGUGGUGGCCCUCUUCGUGCUGCUGCUGGCGCUGCUUAUCCCCAACUGGACUGGGGGCCAGGUGCUGCUCUGGCGGAGCGUCUCCGUGCCGGAGCUGAGCGGCCUCUCGGGCCUGCCCCUCGCCCUGCUGACCCUCAACAGCAGCGAGCUCUAUGCCGCCACCUUCGAGGGGCUGCAGUGGCUCUCGCCCACGGACCUGCGCCGCUACGACAUCUUCUCGCCGGGCUCCUCCUUCCAGAUCAAUAGGCGCUAUCGCAACGGCAGCCACGUCCAGCGCUACUACGGCCACCAGCUGUGGAAGGUGCACGAGACGCGGCUGGCCCUGCCGGCGCUGAGGGCCUUCUGGAGGCACUUUGGCAGCGAGGUGUGGAACAUCAACCAGGACGGGAUCGACAUCCUCAUCGAGCAGCGCAACGUGGCGGACGCCAAGAAGUACAUGGAGAAGGUGGGCUUCAGCUACAACAUCAUGAUCGACGACAUAGAGGCGGCCAUCGACGAGACCUACGUGGAGGUGCCGGCGGUGGAGCACCCCCUGGACUCGGUGCGCAACAACUCCCUGCCCUGGCUGGAGCCGGAGGGCACGCUGAUGAACUGGCGGCGCUACCACGACCAGGCCGACAUCCAGCAGUUCCUCCAGCUGCUCCUCGAGAAGAACUCUGACCUGGUGGAGAUCAUCCAGAUAGGGGUGACGCGGAACAAGCGUCCCCUAGAGGUCAUAAGAGUUUCCAACGGCAACCCGGACAACUUGGCCGUUUUCGUGGACGCGGGACUGCAGGCCAGGGACUGGCUGAGCCCCGCCGCCCUGACCUACGCCAUUUCCAAGCUGGCCCAUCUCUGGCCCAAGGCCAAGGGUCAAGGUCAAGGACAGCGAGAGGGCCGGGCCGAGAAGGCCAUGCGCCGCAUCGACUGGUACUUCCUGCCGCUGGCCAACCCCGAUGGCUACCAAUACUCCCGCCACACCGACAGGCUGUGGACCAAGAACCGGGCCUACGACUCCGCCAGCGGCUGCUAUGGCGUCAACCUGGACCGCAACUUCGGCUAUGCCUGGCGCGAGGGCUCCACCAGCAAUCCCUGCAAGAAUCUCUACCGCGGCGCCCAGAGCUUCUCCGAGCCGGAGAGCCGCGCCAUCCGCAGCUUCCUGGCCGGGAUGCGCGAGUACCUGGGCGCCUACGUCUCCCUCAGUGGCUACGGCCAGUCGAUCACCUAUCCCUGGGGGGACGCCGACUUCGUGACGGAGAACCAGCGGGAGCUGAAGCAGACAGCCCGACGAGCGGUCCUCGCCCUGCGGCGCCUCGACCAGGCCGAGUACUCUGCCGGCACCAGCUACCGCCAGAAGCUGGCUCGGCCCGGCAACUCGGCCGACUGGAUCCAGGACCAGAUCGGACCCCAGCUGGUGUUCAACAUGUUCCUCAAGGACCAGGGUCGCUACGGCUACCUGAUGCCGCCCCACUACAUUGUGGAGUCGGGCGAGGAGGUCUUUGAGUUUCUGCGCGUCAUAGCCCAGCAGUUGGAGUGA